ACAAGAUCAAGCUCCCUAAUCUCUCAACAGCCUCUCCCUCUCCCUCUCCCUCUCCCUCUCCUUCCCACAUAGAAUUUAAGAAAUAUCAAGUGAGAAUCGCUCCACAUCGUUUGUGCCCAACUGCUGUGCUACCCAUCUAUCACUUUCCCGCCCGACAGGUACAGGUAUCUAGUCACCGGUACUCGCGACAGCACGGAGACGGAGGACUCUCACGAUCCCCCAAUUGGUCCGUGUUGACUUUGUUUGAGAGCACCGAGCAUCUGCAAGCUCAAGCUCUCCCCAAGCGCUCCACCUGCGUCUAUCGCACCAAAACCAAUUCUUCGCCAACACAGCCAAAAGCUUUCCCAUCAGUAAGCUCCUCGACGUUGCAUGCUGUGAAAGAUGGGCAGUGCAAAGCCGGUUGAGUCGGGGGAAAAGUCGCAGUCGUCGAUGAAUAAUGGGAAGGCCAUCAACGGCCAGUCGAAAUCUCCUCCAACAAAAACGAAAUCGAAGACGAAGACGCAGACACCCAAAAAGACUGGCUCACGCCUGUUCAGCAUAAUCUCCAGGCACGUCCACGACUUCCAUUCGCACCCCAGUAACACAUCAACCCACGCUAACAUGCUCUCCUAGGUUAUUGACUUGGUACUCAAUCAUCACCAUAUAUUUUCGAUGUCCCUCCACGCCAGAUCUCCUUACAGACACCUCGCCCAGGAUCUGCAAGCCCUAUUUCCAAUUGGAGUCAGCCGUGUCCCCAUAUCUCUCACCAUACUACGAUGUAUAUGCCGCACCGUAUGUUGAUAAGGUAAAGCCCUACUACGAAACGGCCAACCAAAAGGUCAUCAUACCGGUAAUCGUCUUGGGUAAGAAAUGUGGCGCUCCUCGCGUAGCGCAAGCGCAGUCAUAUGGCCAGGCUCAAUGGGAGAAGAACUUACAGCCGCUGGUGCAAAAAUAUCAAGACGUGGCAAAGACAAAAUAUGACGAAACUUUGGGGCCACACAUUAUGCAGGCCGUUGAUGUGACAUCGCCAUACUUUGACAUUUUGAGAACAAAUGCCCUCCAAACGUACUAUGGGCACAUCCUACCAACAUAUAAUAUGGUUAAGCCACACGUUAUCGACGGAUAUCUGAUCACAACCGAUUUUGCCCUCAACACUGCCUUUCCAUACACUCAAUGGGCAUGGACAACAAGUGCGGUAUUUGUAGAACGUACAAUUUGGCCGCAAGUGCGGAUUCUAUAUGGCGAAAAUGUGGAGCCACAGUUAGUGAGAAUUGGUCAGCGCCUGGGCAGAUACCGAGACGGGAAAAAGCUCAAGGCAGUUGUGGAUGAGGUCGAUAGGUAUGAACAAGACUCCAUGUACCUCUUUGCAAUGACUAACUUUUUCCAGUUCUUCAUCUGCCCCGUCAACAUCCUCGGAUUUCUCGGCAUCGGAGUUUUAUUCCUCUACCACAGAAGAUACCGAGACGAUUGAGGUUACGGAGCUUCCAUCUUCCGAGCCCACGAUCGAACAGAGUACAGAGGAAACUACAGAGUCAGAAGAAGAAAUCGAGGCCAAGAAGAAGGCAAUCCGGGAAAAGGCACAAGAAAUUGUUACCAACGAUCUCAGGGUUUGGCAGGAGAAGUUCGCCAAAGCUGCCGACGAGGGAUCAGAUGAAAUGGAGGAGCGAAUUACGGAAAUCUCAGAAACAAUGGUCAAACAAGCAAAAGGCGUUGGAAAUGCACUAAUUGUACAAUUGGAAGAGACUGUCAAGUCGGGGUUCAAAUCUCUAAAACGCGAUAUCAUCUCAAUUGUGGAGAGUAAAGACUCCGAAGAGUGUGAAAAGGAUCUUGCGCAGGCCGUUCGCAAAACUGGUCUUGCAAUCAAGGAAAAGGGUCAAGCAGUUCGAAAUUGGAAACUAAAUUUUGAUCAAGAAAUGAACUCCCUCCUGGAACAAACCGCAUCAGACACCUUUGACGUUCUAGACACUAUUAGAGACAUGGGAUUACAAGAGGUUGGAAUGAGAUGGGCCUGGACUGAUGGAAUUACUCACAAGCAUUGGACCAAAUAUCACAAAUUGAAGGGUAAAUUUGAAGAGUGGCGGUUGGAUGUCGAAAAAGUGAUCACUGAACACCCUGGUCUUGAUCGUGUCCGUGCAGCUGCUGAAGACAACGAAAACAGAGCAAUGGCAAUUGCGGAAGAAGCUGCAAAGGAAUUGGCGCGUCUCAAGGAAACAGGACGGUGGAAGAUUUCAAUGGAGGAUAGCAGUGACGAUUUCAGUACCAAACACAUGCCGGCAGCGGCUGCCUCGUUAGGCAAAAAUAUCAAGGAGAAGGUUGUGGAAGGGGGUGAAAAUGCCCAGGAUGUUAUUCAAGAGGCAUUAUCUAAAGCUCAGGGUGGUGUGUCUAGUGUUUCUGAAGCGAUCGUUGGCACCGAACAAGGCACCAUUGAAAGCUUGAGUUCUGUUGCAAGCUCCAGUGUGGGUGAUUUGGCGAGUGAGGCAUCAAGCGCAAUCAUUGGGGGCCAGCAAGGAGGCGUGGAAAGUAUCGCUUCAGUCGCAACGGAAAACGCAAAGUCAGCCGGUUCUGAGGUUUCGAGCGUUGUCUCCGAUGCAUCGAGCUCUCUCAGCUCCGCCACGUCCUCUAUCGCGAGUUCCCUAUCAAAAAGCCUUGACGCUGCCUCCAUCUCGGUUGAAUCAGCGGCAUCAUCUGCCAGUAGCACUGCAUCGAAAAAGGUUUGGGGUGGAGCCAUGGCCCAAAAGGUUGAAGCUCGUCAAAUCAUUUUCGACGAUUCCAUUGACGAUUCCGAUGACGAUACUUUCAGUGAGAGAUUACAGAGCAUGGCAAGUGAAGCAGGCGACAAGUACGCCGAUAUUACAAAAGCAGUCAGCGAGGCUUUGUUGAAACCCACCAGCACUCCGGGACAUCAAGUCACAAAAUUAGCAGCUCAAAAGUACUCGAGUGCUCUUGCGGCCGCCAGUAGCGUACUCUAUGGAACUGAAAAAGGGGCAGGCGAGAGCGUUGCUAGCAUAGCUUCAAGCAGAUAUUCCGACGCUGUUUCUACGUACGUUUCCCAUUUCUUAUAAUUUGGUCGAUUCGACCACAAGCUGAUGUUUGCUAUAGUGCCAGCGUAGCUCUUUACGGGUCACCGGCGCCUGUCACUGCAUCAAUUGUUUCACAGGCAAGUGGGGCGUAUAGUAAUGCCCAGGCUGCUCUGGAAUCAGCCAAAUCAUUAGCUCAAUCCAGACUCUCUGAAGGUCUCGAUCUUGCCGCAAGUCGGUUCUCCGAUGCGAAGAACUACGUAGCUGCCAUAAACACUGGCACAACUCAGAAACAAAAAUUGUCUGUUCAAAUGCAAGAGCAGUAUUACGCUGGCAUUGGACUGGCACAUGCGAGAUACUCAGAGUACAUGGCGGCGGUUUCCGCGGCCAUCAUGCCAAAGCCAACACCUUUCCAUGAGAGUGUGUACAGCAAGGCCAGUGCUGGUAUUGUUGGAACGGAGCCACAUGGUUAUGAGAAGGCUUUGAGCACGGCCGACUCAUACUAUUCGAUCGCUGUUUCCAAGGCAUCGGCUCAAUUAAAUAACUUUUUAUCCUCCAUCUCCAGUGCGGGGGCGAAGGGUAAAGAAAUUGUCCCAACAUCUAGCCUAGCUGCCCAGGCUUCUUCUCAAUAUUCCGCCUCUGUUGCCGAAGCAUCCAGUUCAUAUUCCAGUAUAUCCUCAGUUAUUGCAAACAAAAUUCAAGAUCAAGCUUCCCAAGCAUCAGGGGCCGUGUACGGCAGCGAAACGCCUCUAACCGAAAAAAUUGCCUCCAAGGCGAGUGAAAAUUGGGAUGCUCUAAUCAACAAAGCUAGCGAGCAAAUUUAUGGCGCACCAACUCCUUAUGUAAGUUAGUCAUUCUUUCGAUAUCCCCUCGUCUCUGAGGUUUAUGCCCACACGUCGUCGCAUUUGAAUACUAACGUCUAAUGGUUUAGUUUGUGACGCGCCAAUUGUUGUCGGAAGCCAAGGAAUACGGUGCGGUUGCUACUGGUGCAGCCACUUCCCAGUACUUUGUCGUACAAUCCAUCAUCAGGGAGCUCAUAAUCGGCAAAGACCCUACAUUUACAGAGAGCGUUUACAAUAAAUUAAGCUCCGCUUAUUACACAAACGCGGAUGAUGUGGUUUCUUCGGCAUCGUCUAUCGCGAACGAGGCUUAUUCUUCUGUCUUUUCUGCUGUGUCUGUCAUGUUCACUCCGCCAGCCACUAUCGAGGUAAUUCUCGACUCGGCAUCGUCGCGAGUCAACGAUGUGGUUCAAGCAGCCAGCAUUCAAAUUUAUGGAACCAAAAAAGGCUCAUACGAACAAGCCAGCUCAGCAGCCGCCUCUGCUUAUAGCUCCGUUCAGAGCGCUGCCUCCGCAAAGAUAUACGGUACAAGCACUGGCUACGCCGAGGCCGCCUCCAGCUCCAUUUCACUGGCAGCUCUUUCUGCUCAACGAGCCAUCUCAGAAGCCAUAUAUGGAACUCCUACUGGGAAGGUAGAGGCGGCUACCAAUGUAGCCGAGAAGUACGCAUCGGCCACAGCUGCCGCUGCGCAAGCUUAUGCCUCAGCCCAAGCAAAAAUCAGCAAGGCUAUAUAUGGAGAGGAGCAAGGCGCCAUUGAAAGUGCACAAUCUCGUUUGUCUGCUGCUGUGGAGUCUGCUCGUGCUCGACUGGCUGAGUUCGCUGCAAAUGCUGGUGAGGGAGCAAGCGAGUACGUCAAACAGGCUAGUGAGGGGGUGGAGGAAUUUGCUAGUAGUGUGAGCAGCGCUGUUGCAGCGGGAAAGACGAAUGUGAAGGACGAGUUGUGAUUUUCUUUUUGAGGAUAUGAUUUCGACUUUUUCCUUUGUUUUGCUCGACGAGAUGGAGCUCAUGUUAGUGAAGAGAUGAAUGCACAAAGUCUGAUAUGAAAGGGAAAAAAUAACUUUCUACUUCCACUAUCUAGGUAGGGUUUUGGGGUGGGGCGGAGAUGAUUGGGUCGGGUAAGGUGGGUGGAGGUGUGUGUAUGAAAAAGGAAUGGAAUGGAUGUUACGACCUGGAAUAUUAUUACUUUUACUGUAUUGUCUUUUUUUCAAGACAUGAUGGGUGGGUGGUUGGAAGGAGAACGUGGCGUCCGAUUUUCUUAUUUUGACGUUUUUGAGCGGUACUUUGCGGGUGUUUUCUUUCUCUGCCUUUCUUUUGUAUGUAAUAUGAGUCGUGAAAUAUACACCUUGAACGCGGU
Hymenoscyphus albidus is the source of this 5189-nucleotide messenger RNA. The record is from the annotation of a GenBank genome assembly. NCBI's taxonomy places the organism in Eukaryota, Fungi, Ascomycota, Leotiomycetes, Helotiales, Helotiaceae.